CCAGCAGCAGCACGGCGUGCACAGCGCCCCUUUGAAGCGCCUCUGCACCUGGAGCUGAAGAUCCAGGACAGCCCUGUUGGGUGGUACGGUGGUGGAGAGCGGUUCAAUGCGGUGAACCAGAAGGGAAGUGUGCUGCCCAUGGCAAGCCGAGACACACCCUCAGGCAACCAGGCGGAGCGCACGUACAAGGCGGUGCCAUUCGUGAUGAGCACGUCGGGGUGGGGUGUGUGGGUGGACUCGCACGCCCAGGGCUCCUUCCUGCUCAACCACGCCUCCGACCCCCACCACCUGGUGCUGCGCUACCCGCUCUUCACGGCGCUGCGCGUGGUCUUCAUGGCGGGGCCGCGCCUGCUGGACGUGCUCGCGCUCUUCUCACGCCUCUCCUCCUCGCGCCCCAUCCCGCCGCCCCUCUGGGCCUUUGCGCCCUGGAAGGGCCGCGACGUGCACCGCAGCAGCCACGAGGUUUUGGAAGAUGCGGAGAAGCUGCGGCAGCAUGGCAUACCGGGGUCGGUGAUUCUAAUUGACAGCCCGUGGCAGACGGCGUACAACGACUUCACCAUCAACCGCCACCAGUUCACCGACCCCCAGACGCUCUUCUCCAAGCUGCAUGCCCUCGGCUUCCGGGUGGUGUUUUGGGCGACGCCGUUCGUGAACGAGGUGAACCGCGUGGACAUGCCGGGCAUCACGGCUGCCGCCGGGCCCAACUUCCACGAGGCGGUGCGCCGCGCCUUGCUGGUGCGCAACGCCACGGGGCAGCCGCAGGUGGUGCGCUGGUGGAAGGGGCGCGGGGCGCGCGUGGACUUCAGCAGCGCGGAGGCGGAGCGGUGGUGGCGCGGGCAGAUGGGGCGCAUGCUGCAGUGGGAGGAGGUGUUUGGCGGGGUGAAGGCGGACGACGGCGAGGGCGGGUACUUUGAGGCGGGUGCCGUGUUCCAUGACGGCACGCCGCUCCCCCUCAUGCGCAACAAAUAUGUGCAGCUGUACCUGGGCAGCAUGCAGCGCUUCAUCAACCACAGCGUGGGGCCCACCCAGGGCGUUGUGCUCGCCCGCUCUGCCUUCACUGGCACUGCCAGGUUAUUCCCACACUGCCAGGUGAUUCCCACACCCUGCCAGGUGAUUCCCACACUGCCAGGUGAUUCCCACACUGCCAGCUCAUUCGUGUGGGCGGGCGACAACAGGGCGUCCUUCUCUCGCGCGGACGGGCUGCCAUCGGUGGUGGUGGCGGGGCAGACAGCGGCACUCUCAGCGCUCUACCUGUGGGGCAGCGACAUCGCCGGCUAUCUGGGCAAGGCCAUCCCGCGCAACGUCUUCAUCCGCUGGACGCAGUUUGGCGCACUGUCCCCGUUGAUGCAUCAGUUCGGGCAGGCCAACAACGGCCCGUGGGACUACGACGCGCUCACGCUGCGCAUCUACCGCCGCUUCGCCCGCCUGCACACCGCCCUCGCGCCCUACCUGCUGCGCGCUGCAUGGCUCGCAAGCACGGAGGGGCGGCCCGUGAUGUGCCCCAUGGCGCUGUGUGCGCAGGGGGAUGAGGCCGCGGAGAGUGGGCGGUGGGAGGGACAGUACCUGCUGGGACCCGACCUGCUGGUGGCACCCGUCGUCAAUGAGAGCGACCACUUGCACGUGUUCUUCCCAGCAUCCACUCCGUACUGGCGCCAUCUGUUCUCAGGGCGGCGGUACAGCGGAGGGCAGGUGGAGGGGGUGGCGGUGGCGUUGGAGGAGGCGGCGGUGUUUGUGAGGGAGGGCGCGGUGCUAGAGGUGCUGCCCGACCACACCGACACUCUCGUGCCCUGUGGCGCUCACAUCCUCCCCUCCGUCACUUGCAUGCCUAGCCAUCGCACCAUCCAGCUGUGGCCGGGCGGGGCCGGCAGCACAGAGCUGUGUGCGCUGCUGCGUGUGUCGCACCACUAUGAGGGCACCGUCACCCCUGCCUCUCACGGACUGCCGGGCCACUCUGCCGAGUCCGCCAGCAGCGGCAGCGGCGCCGGCGCCGGUCAUGUGAAGAUGAGCAGCGCAGGAGGUGCAAGUGGCAGCUUGGCAGACGAGAGUGGUAGGGGUGUGGGUGGGGAGGGGAGUGGGGAGGGAGAGGUGGAGGCAGACGGGGGUGCGGGGCUGCAGGGAGGGGGUGAUGGUGAUGUGGCGAGGGGCGAGGGUGAGGCGGUGGAGGAUCUUCCUCAGAUGGAUGCAGCGCAGGAGGACGAGGGGGGAGGGGCUGGGGCAGGAGGGGAGGGCAAGGACGAGGGAGAUGUGAGAAUGAGAAGAGCGAGGAGGCUGCUGGGGAUGGGCGACGGUGCUCUGGAGGGGCUUGAAGUGGGUGUGCUGCACUUGAGGAGAGAGCAGCAAGAGGGGGGAGGCGAGCAGCAGCAAGGCAGGGCGGGCGGUGGGAGCGGGGGCAGGCGGGUGGUGGAGGUGGCAUGGGGGGGUACGGCGCGCAGGGAGGUGCAUGUGAUGCUCAUGUUCGAGCACGUCCCCCACGUCACACUCACACUGCUGCCACCCACGGGUGCCGCUCAUGGCGCACAGGAGGGCCGGCGUGUGCCGUGUGAGAACGCUGAAAGCCUGGACAGGCCGCUGUCUCUCUGCCGUCUGCACCUAGAUAAAGGGAUCACACGGAUAGUUUACCCUAUGUGA
Messenger RNA from Closterium sp. NIES-65, 2628 nucleotides. NCBI's taxonomy places the organism in Eukaryota, Viridiplantae, Streptophyta, Zygnematophyceae, Desmidiales, Closteriaceae. The record is from the annotation of a GenBank genome assembly.